AAGUUUAUUAUGAGAAGAAAACAAAGCCGUGUUCCAUAAGGAAUAGUAUUAUUUUGCGCGCAUGUGUCCAGUGGAAGAAAGUGAAAAAAAGAAAGUAAUAUUUGUGGUCUUUGGUACUCAGGAUAGUAUUUUUUCUUCAAGAGGACCCGAAUCAUCUUUUGCCAGGAUGGCACUCGCGCGGCUUGCGGUGAACGACUGUGCACCCCAAACCUCGCGAGUCAGCUCGAAUUUGCACAGCAGCAGUAGUAUGGCAGUAAGCCGCGUUCCGAGCCCACCACCGCCGGAAGUGAACACCCCUGUUGCCGAGAAUUGGUGUUACACACAGGUCUUGUGUGCACAGGUGAAGGUGGUCAAAUUCAGCUACAUGUGGACGAUAAAUAACUUCAGCUUCUGCCGCGAAGAAAUGGGAGAAGUACUCAAGUCGUCCACCUUCUCGGCGGGAGCCAACGACAAAUUGAAAUGGUGCCUAAGAGUAAACCCUAAGGGACUGGACGAGGAGAGCAAAGACUACCUGUCCCUGUACCUCCUUCUUGUUUCCUGCAAUAAAUCAGAAGUCAGGGCAAAGUUCAAAUUUUCUAUUCUUAAUGCCAAAAGGGAAGAAACCAAAGCAAUGGAGAGUCAACGAGCAUACAGGUUCGUUCAGGGUAAAGAUUGGGGCUUUAAAAAGUUCAUUAGGAGAGAUUUUCUAUUGGAUGAGGCCAAUGGGCUUUUGCCAGACGAUAAACUCACGAUAUUCUGUGAGGUAUAUACCUUUGUCAGUGUUGUAGCAGACAGUGUUAACAUUUCCGGACAAAGUAACACGAUACAGUUCAAAGUACCGGACUGUCGGCUACCCGACGAUCUUGGUCUUUUAUUUGAGAACCAAAAAUUCAGCGACGUUACGCUGACAGUUUGCGGAAGGGAAUUCCAGGCGCACAAAGCCAUUCUCGCUGCACGAAGUCCUGUAUUUUCGGCGAUGUUCGAACACGAGAUGGAAGAGAGGAAACAAAAUCGCGUCGACAUAACGGACGUCGAACAAGAAGUAUUGCGAGAGAUGUUACGAUUUAUAUACACCGGUAAAGCAUCGAAUCUUGAAAAAAUGGCGGACGAUCUUUUAGCUGCCGCGGAUAAGUAUGCGUUAGAAAGGCUAAAGGUAAUGUGCGAGGAAGCACUCUGCGGGAGUUUAGCAAUUGACAAUGCAGCAGACAUCCUCAUACUCGCCGAUCUUCAUAGUGCUGAUCAACUUAAAGCGCAAGCCAUAGAUUUCAUAAAUACACACGCGACAGAUGUGAUGGAUACGUCGGGAUUUAAGUCAAUGGUAAAUUCCCAUCCGCAUCUGAUAGCCGAAGCCUUCCGUGCGUUAGCAACUCAACAAAUUCCACCUAUCGGACCACCAAGGAAACGAGUUAAACAGAGCUGAAAGCAAUCACCCCUUACUCCGGGCACAACAUCCACAUCGCCCCCACCACUUCUACAUCCUUCAUGACUUUUGUGUACAGUGAUGAUAACGAAGUAGUGCGCUAAAUAAAUGUUUCCUAGUGUGCGGCAGCUAACACAACAACUACUGGUCCAACUUUAACGACGCGAUAUAUAAUGCAACAAAAUACAAACACAAGAAAAAAAAAAAAACAAAAACUUAAAUAAUACCAUACCCACCAACACACACACACACACACAAAAUACACGUACAUAUAUAACAUAUAUUCGUUGUGUGAGAAGAGAAAAAUAAAAAUUGCCGCUGUCAUCGUCGUCGUCGUCGUCGUCGUCGUCUCUUAGAAAAAGAGAGGGGAGGAUGUGUUUGAAGGAAUGGUGGGCUAAGAGGGAGGGAGGGUUUAUCGUCUUACGCUCAUUCAUUCUGAAUUUGGUGUCAGUGAUAAUAGUGUGCGUGUGCGCGUCUUCUUCUUCUACUUCUAUUUCUUCUUGUUAGAAAGACAGUGAUUAAUUAAACAAACAAACAAAAAGAAAAAAAAGAUUAAAAUAAAGUUUAAAUGUACUUCUUUAUUGGACGAUGAUGAACGUAAAAAAAAAAAAAAAACUCGAUAGGCGAUGAUGAAGUAUUAAAAA
Messenger RNA from Polistes canadensis, 2043 nucleotides. It is a transcript of the gene rdx, whose product is annotated as protein roadkill. Gene Ontology annotation, molecular function: ubiquitin protein ligase binding. Gene Ontology annotation, cellular component: nucleus; cytoplasm. The record is from RefSeq and is a predicted model, not a curated record. The transcript has 8 exons. NCBI's taxonomy places the organism in Eukaryota, Metazoa, Arthropoda, Insecta, Hymenoptera, Vespidae. The coding region runs from base 62 to 1399 and encodes 445 amino acids. Gene Ontology annotation, biological process: regulation of proteolysis; proteasome-mediated ubiquitin-dependent protein catabolic process.